Molecule: messenger RNA, 1385 nt
Organism: Saccostrea echinata
Lineage: Eukaryota; Metazoa; Mollusca; Bivalvia; Ostreida; Ostreidae
Product: neuropeptide Y receptor type 6-like
Exons: 2
Coding region: 17-1210 (397 amino acids)
Biological process (GO): G protein-coupled receptor signaling pathway
Cellular component (GO): membrane
Molecular function (GO): G protein-coupled receptor activity
Source: RefSeq, a predicted model, not a curated record
GUUGAUCUGCGUUCCCAUGGCAGUUGGUCAAGCUCUGUACAGAGUUUGGUUGUACGGAGAAAUCAUGUGCAAACUUACCUCAUAUCUACAAGGGGCUACAGUUGCUGCUAGCGUAUUCACUAUCGCCAUUCUAAGUCUGGAUCGAUUCUUUGCCAUCAAGAAACCUAUACUAUUCCGGAGAUUUGGUGAUGCUAGAUACGCCUUGUACGCCAUCAUUAUAGUCUGGGUUGUCUCCCUUGUGUUAAUGGCGCCACUUUUAGUUGUCAAACAAGUAGAGAAUUAUAGAUUUCUUCAAACAGAGCUUCAAAUUUGCGUCGAAAUAUGGCCAGAUCAAUCGUCUAGGCAAAUCUUUGACAUGGUGUUGUUUGGUUUAGUUUAUUUCGUUCCUGGAGGUGUGAUAGGAAGUGCUUAUAGCCUUAUUGGUAUGGAACUUUGGAAGGAGGAUGUGGAUUUACGGAGAAGAGAGUCUGUGACCAGUCAGUGUAUGGGAAAACAAAUGAUGGCUGGAAGAAAGAAAGUAGCAAAAAUGUUAAUAGCCCUGGCCAUUGUGUUUGCCAUCUGUUGGCUACCCUACUAUAUAGUGAGCCUGUACUUAGAUUUUAAUUACGACAGUCCCUCAGCCAUGCGUUUUAUGACUGUACUGCCUUUUGUGAUUCUGCUUGGGCAUGCUAACUCUGCCCUUAAUCCUUUAUUGUAUUUUUAUUCAAGCAAAACAUUUCGAACAUAUCUUCUAAAAAUACUCCAUUGUUUGCGUUGCUAUAAAAAGAAUCCUGCAUUUCCAGAUCAUGCUCGUUUUAGAUAUACAAGUUCUAGGAGAUUUAGCUGUCAAAAUGGGUCAAACAAUGGACACGUAAAGUUAGCAUCUUCUUGCAACUCAAAUUACCGUAAAUCGUCAAUAGGCAGUGUAAGAUCGAAGUCGUCGAGUAAUAGUUUCAGAAAUAUAGGUCAUAAUAAGAAAUAUGAUAGCACAGAAUUUACCGCUGGAAGAUUGCUACUUGAGAGAGCCACACUUAUUCAAAUGGAAAUUAUGAAAGCUACAAUUGACAAUUCGAACUCAACAGCUAAGGGUGAUGGCAAGCGAUUUGGAUCGGGGAGAAAUCUGGACAUUCCAAUGACAAUCCAAGAGGAGAGUAGCAAUAGGGGCUCACUCCAAAGUUCUCCAAGAUAUUUUAGGUCAUUAUUGCAAGAGGAAAGUCCCGUACAUUCAUAACUACCUCAUGAUACCACUAAUAUCAGUUAAAUACUACUGAAAUACAGAAAUUAUACAGAGUUUGAUAAAGAUACUAGUACUAGUAUUUGUAUCUAAUAGGGCAAUUAUAUGGCUCGGCUUGUUGCCGAGAAUUUGAAAUUUUUUCAAUAGAUAUUGUUUAAAAAUAAAGGUACGU